This is a messenger RNA of Paramuricea clavata, 16155 nucleotides long. The record is from the annotation of a GenBank genome assembly. NCBI's taxonomy places the organism in Eukaryota, Metazoa, Cnidaria, Anthozoa, Malacalcyonacea, Plexauridae.
UGUAGCUCCGGCUCCGGUACUCCGGCGCACAGCUCUAGAAUUAACCAGGCCGUACUGUAGUAUAUUAUCACACCGCGCAAGCUGGUCUUGCCAUUUAUAUGGGCUAAAUGUAUACCUGUCCUUGCCGAGAUACUGCCUCAUAUUAAUUUUAUAUAUUUUUGACAUUACAUUCACAUGAACCAGGCUGGUCGAAUUGACUGGCCCGCAGCUACUGCUUGAGCAAAUUGAUAUCUUGCAUGCACUGGGAGUCUCACACUAAAGGUCAUAAGUUGGUCAACCAGCUCUAAAAAAUCAUGUUAUAAAACACAAUUCGGCCGAAGGAAGUAAGAAAUUAAUUAAUAUAAGUCUUCUGAAGCUGUUUCCAUUAACAAAUAACUACAUUUCACACAAAUUUGUUACCAACUCUUGCCAGGUUAGCCUGACUCCUGUGAGGCAAAUGACAAACUAGCCCUGAAAAGAAAUCCAGCAUGUUCUCUGGACUAGCAUGGCCCAUAUUGACAGCCAUUUUUUUUUGAAGAGAGCUUAUUUUCGGAAGGGAGGCUUUUGUGAGGUUACUGGGGGCUUAAUACGGGAUUGCAUUAUCAUAUAAUAUAUGUAAAAUAUUCAUUUGUGUACAGGUAUGCUGAUAAUGCACAAAUUCAUGGGCUAAAAUCUUCCAAUUAUAGUUUCAGGAUCUAUUGGUUUAUAUGACAUAGGCUAUGCAUAACAAACGAUUGAAGCCAAAUUCAUGUUGUCUGAUUGGGAUAGAGUGUUUACUGUAUAUGGUGAAUUUCUUAGCUUCCAUAGCCAGGAUUCUGGCAAUGGAAACCUCGCGCUUAAUUGACUUAUUCAUUUACAUUUCACAGUUUCGGUGAGAUCGACUGGAAUUUUCGAAAACAUUAUGGCGUACUUCAUUACGAUACUGGCUGUUAUCACAACCUUGGGAAUAUCGACCUCUGAGGCAGUUAAUGCCGUGAAAGUGGCUGCAUUUAAUGUUCAGGUCUUUGGACAGACAAAGAUUUCAAAAAAUAAUGUUCGUGAUAUUCUUGUCAAGGUUUGUAUGCCAAAUUCUACACAUUCAUUCUGAUAAGAUUAAAGGUUUUUCACCUUUAGUCUUAUCGUACCGCAACCUCGAUCCCAGGGUCUCUCCUUCUGUCAUCUGGGAGAGACCCUGGCUGCGGCUGGUCACGUGCCUCCCAGAUUCUGGGAGGUAAAUUUAAUUGUAACUGUGAGAGGGGUGGGAAAGGAGCGUGUUUGUAGCGUUUUAAAAUUGCAACUUUCGGUGAUGAAAUUCACUGUAAAUUUGCAACAAGAAAUCGUAAAGAGAACUCUUAAAUUAAUAUUUAUAUCGUGAUGUUCUACUCUAUAAUCUGGUGUCGAGUUACAAUUCAAGCAAGUUGGAUCGUAUUUCAUUAUAGACUUGCCAAAGAAAGCACGCUUGCGGCGGCUUGCCGCUUGUGCAGCGUGGCAAUAUUAAACCUACAAGAAAAUAUAUAUCUUUAGACCGAACAGUGUGAUUGUUAUUAUUUAGUAUUAAAGUCUAUCCUGAUACUCGGACCAAAAGAAUUUAUUUAUUGAUGAGAUGUGGAAUUGCAACGAAAUAGCGAGAUCUUUUGAUUUCCGAAAUAUCGCCAACUGUAUCCAGAUUGUUGAUCUAUAUAUUAAAGGCCUUAACAAAAAAACUUAAAGCCCGUCAAAAGACUAUAAAAUUGGCCCUUGGCAUUGCUGAAACCAACGAUCAUGGUAUAUGUCAAAGUAUAGCUGUCUGUUGAAAAUCUACUGUAUUAAAAUCAUACACCAAAGAUAAGUCAAACGACAAAUUUAUAUAUGUCACUAUAUUAUAAAUGUCUUUCAAUGAGCACUGUUUAGUAUAGUGUUCACCACCUUUAUAAAUUUUGUAAACAGCUUUCGUUUUGACAUUUGCUUUAUAUGCAUUCUUAAUAAUACAAGUGAGAUUUAAAUUUUUGCUUUGUGAAAUAGAAUACCGUUAUUUUUUAAUGGACAGCUUGCAUCGUCUAUAUCAUAUCCAGGAUUGCAGAUUGCUUGUGUGUAAACGCAUUAUUCACUAUACGACACUAUCAAAUAAUUAUAAGUAGCAAAUGAUUAAUGAAUUAGAGAUAAACAGGUGAUUCACAAUGAAAACUUUAAAAAUGUUAGUAGAAGUAGAAAACUCGAAAAUUUAUGUUCGUAUAUGACGCCAAUGACGGUCUGUGCGCAUCUGACACUGUAAAUUUGUGAUAUAUAUAUUAUAGUAUGUUAACACAAUAUAAUGAUUAAUAGAGACCAAGAAAAAGGCUAAAGCUAGUCUUACUAUAAUUACCGAAUACGAAUUAUGUACUAAAUCCAGAUAAAUCAAUAACUGAAAUUUCUUCUAUGCUUAUGCCUUGGAGUUAUGGACAUUUCUCUGUCCGGCUAUUAUCAAAUGUUUACAUUUGCUAAUAUUGGGCCAGUCCUAGACAAUACUGUUUCUUUUAAAAAUCUUUUAAACAAGACGCGUAGUAACAAGUGAAUCAGUGCAAAGCGUAUCAACGUUUACAAGAAAGGACGAAUGUAAUGGCGUAUUUAAAAAACAUUACAAUAAACGUUUUUUAUAACCGCGCUCGAGUGUGAAGAGAGCAUGCAUUGAAUAUUUAAACAACACGAGACUCGAGCACUACGAGUAACGAUUUGCUUGGUUUCUUGACUUGACUGUAAGUAAGAAUUUAAGAAUGUUCUUGUAAAUUCAAAGCAAAGAAAAUAAACAAAAAUUAGCAAGUAUUUUGAACGUAAUAAUUCGCAAAAUUUAUGUUUUUAACGAAUAUCCCACUGGAAGCAUGUUGACAGAUGUUGAUGUAAUUUGAUACUUUCCCCACACACCCUCGGGCGCUAAAUUUUUGAUGAGGCACGUGACCAGCCGCAGCCAGGGUCUUUCCCAAAGAAAGAUCCUGGGUACGAGGUUGAUCGUACCGCUGCAUUUUCUUUUGUGUCAUAAUCGCCACUCUAGUGCUCACUCUAGUGCUGCAGAGUGAAGUAUUGAGUUAGCAAUGAUGAAUAUAACUAAGUGUUAUCAGUUAGUGUAGUAGUGUACUAUCCUAAAACAAGCUCGGACUAUAAGGCCGAAUAAAGCAGCUAUAAUGGCAUAAAAAAUCCGAAUAAAGCACUUUGUGCCCUCAAGAUAUAACAAAGCCAGGUACUCGGUAUAUGUAUACUGAGUUUCUAAUCUUGUUUAUGACUGAAAUAUGAAAUCUAAGCACAAGAUCAUUUAUUUGGAGCAGUGCCGGAUUAACCAUAUGGCAGAAGCGGCAUAUGCCACGGGCCCCGCGCUUUUGGGGGCCCCGCGCUUACUCUCAUAUAUUUUUUCUGAAUUCUUUUCUUCCCUGUUUCAGCGCGGGGCCCAAACAGUGCGCCAGUGCGGGGCCCCAAAGAGCCCAAUUCCCCCAGAAAACUGGAGGCCCCAAAAACUGCCCCAAACGUUUCUUUUUUUUGUUCCCUGUUUUAGUGUUUCAGCGCGGGGCCCCAAAGAGCCCAAGGUCCUCAGAAAACGUUAUCGCCCCCAAGAUUUAAAAAUCGAGGCCCCAAAUUAAGUGCGGGACCCCGAACGAUUUUUUGUUCCCUGUUUUAGCGCGGGAUCCAAACAACAGGGGGCCCAAAGAGUCCAAGUCCCCACAAGUGAAAUCCCAAACUAAAAACACCUCGAGGCCCCAAAGUUUAAAAAGCGAGGCUCCAAAAGCAGGCCCGCAAACAAAAUUUUUUGUUCCUUCUAUGAGCAAGGGGCUCCAAAAAGCGAUCGCGAGGCCAGAAAAUAAUAGGGUUCAGAAAAUUUCAAAAUUUGCAGCAAGCUGUUAAAUAAAUGUUGAAUUUCGUGGAAGACGGCAGAAGUUUAUAUGGACGCUAUGUAUCAUGUUUAGCUAUUUUUCCCGUGUAAAUAAUAAUAAUGUUAAUGGUAUAAAUUGGAUUGAAUUUCAGUUCGAUCAAAUUAUUGAUGUAGAAGGGGCUUCGGUGGCGAAGUGGUUAGCGUACUUGCCUUUCAGCUCUAAGGUCGCAGGUUCGAAUCUCAAUGAGGACUGGAACCCAGUCCUAAUGUGAAAAGAGUAAGUCAACGCUCUGCCGAAAGUCGUGGGUUUUCUCCGGGUACUCCGUGUUUCUUCCCACAGGGAAAGUUGACAGGGUGGGUUAGGCACAUAAGGUCUGGAGGCAGAUCAUUAAUGAGGUAUGGACUAAUAGCGGCAGCUCAAGCGCCAUUUGUAAGCUCAAAGUCUACCUCGGUCUGCUUCACGUCAGUCCGGUUGAUCUACCUAAUCAUAAUGUAAAACUUCUGCAAUUCAGUGUAUGCUGCCAUGGAAGUUCAAAUAUACUAUCUAUCUAUCUAAAUACACAGGAAACUUUUCAACGCAUGAAAUACAAAUUUUUAAUCUUACUGAAUUCAGGGUCUAAACUGCCGUUGGGCGGUUGGGGGGGGGGGGAUCAAGGGGCCCCGCUCCAAUAAUAUGCCACGGGCCCCGCGGAACGUUAAUCCGGCCCUGAUUUGGAGUAUGUCAUGAUGCAUAUUUCUCAAAGUUGCAGUCUGGUAAUAAAGUACUUUCUAGCCAGUAAAAAGGUUCGUGACAACAAAAAUAUAAACAGUAAUAUUGUAUUCCGUUUACUCGGUGUUAAUAUUGAAUAUUGUUACGCAAAUCAUGGAUAUUGUGCUGUGCAGCUGCAACACUAACAGACAGGAGCUCUGGAAACAGCGGGUGUACGGAUGUCCGCAUAAAUUGAUAGGAAACAUGUCUGAUAAUGCACAGGUCCUACUAAAGAAAUAUCACUUUGAUCCUGCAAGCUUGGGCAUAGAGGGCGAGCUGAAGCAUUUUCAUCCUAAAUUUUCAUCAGUUCACUAUCUUUGUGAAGUCAGGAAUGAAUUGUGUGGAAUGGCAACACUUAGUUGUCCGUGGGCUUCAUGGGAAUGCAGAGGCCCUCUGAAAGUUGCCCAUGGUGUGCCAACAAACCUAGCUUCAGUGACUUGAACGCAAUUCGGCUGCGUCGCAUAAAGUCACGUGAUUGAAGCACCAUAGCUCCAAGUUUAAAUCAGUGAACACCAUGUCUUUUAUCUGGAACAAUAACAUGCGGGAGAAACGUGAAGCCAAUGCCAACGCUACUUGACGCGCGCUGAUUCGUGAUAUACCGCGCGGUGAUGGCAUAUAAAGGGACUGAAACUGACGUACUACAUGGCGUGGAAAUGGCGUGGGGAAUCAUUAUAUGACAGUUCCUCAGCCUAGCCAUAUGACGAAAAAUGAGAAAACUUUGUCAUUUAUACUGCAGUGUGUGCUGUUGUGCUUGUCAGAUGCUCACAAACUAAUCUAAAGUGAUUAGUUCUUGUCAAUUUUAUGCACUUGGCUUCAUUAAGCAAACGCUGACACGUUACACUACACGUUAACGUGUGUAACGUGUCGUAUCUCUAUUUUACUACAGAUUAUUAUGUGACGUGUGGUGUAACGUGUGUGUAACGUGUCUAUAAUCAGUAAGAUUGAUAUUUUGCGCAUGUGCGACCAGAUUUGCUUGAGCUCAUCUCACAUAAUCCCAAAAUCAUAGGAGAUGGAAGUUUGCAAUAAAUUUAUAUACAAAUUUACGAUACUGAGCCUGAGCAAUGGUCGUAUAAUCCGCGUUGGCCGUGUUAUAUCGCAAGUUGUGAUCAACGCUAGACCAAACAUUGUUGCAUUACCUGUAUGAUAAAUAUGUUGUUCUGAGUUAUUCGUUUUGUAAUUUGCAUGGUCAUGCAUGAAAUAUAGGUAGUAAAUCAUAUGCAGAUAGUCAUUUUGACAGAUUGUGCUCGCAACCCACUGUUACUCCUGCCCAAUGAGAUUUGUCUUUAGUCUUUACUAUUACUACGUAGGACAAUUUGUAAAGAUAUAGAAAAUAUAGCUAUACUCGAGCUGCAUGCCUGGCAAAAUUGUACAUUUCGCGAAGCAUACUUCGUUCAGCAUGCAGUACAAAUUAAUUUUCAGGCUUGUCUAAUUGCACUCUUGGAGGCAUGGCUCAAAUUGUUUGUGUAGCAGGCUUGCAGUCUGUACUGCAAAAGCUCGCAUAUAAUUAAGCUAUGCGUAUAUGAACUAAUCUAGUGACAUUAAAAAUACUAUAUUUCCCAACAGUAUAUAUAGUAUUGUGACUUGCGGCAUUGUGAAAUGUAUGCGUUAAACUUUUGUAUAUCUUAAACGAAACCGCAGGAAAAUUUCGUUACUAGUUAAUGUAGCUUAUUCGCCGCUUUUCCUUUAAGAUUGACUGCCUUUAGCCUGAAAGGAGUGAACGAGUUACGACAUAAUCGACAUUGAGUUGCAUAUUAGAAGUGAGUUCGCUUGUAUAUCUAUUCGAUCAUUCUUUUAUUCUUUAGUUGACGGUUCUGCAUGUUCAUAUAUUCAUGCAAUUUCUACAAAAUUUGUUUCAUGCAACGUGUAAUGCGAAUGAAAUUUUGUCCCGGCACAACAAUGUUUGAACAUUAUAAUGUACGUCGAAUUGUGACAUGUCUUUUUAAAUCUUGUAGUCAUUACUUCAAUGCCGAAUGAUCUGGGUACUUAAGCCGGUUUUCCACUAGGCGGAAUUUUGCGCGCGGAGCGGAAUUUUUCUUUGUCUUGUCAUUCCUCAGGUGGAACUAAUUAGAAAAGACAAAGAAAAAUUCCGCUCCGCGCGCAAAAUUCCGCCUAGUGGAAAACCGGCUUUAAGAUCAGUUCAUAACAACAUAAUCUACAUUUAGGUCACUAUUAUGCACCUUGUUAGCACAUAUCCUUUGUGUAACCAAUCAAAUUUGAGAUUUUUGGCGGCUAUGCAAAUUUUAUAACUGAAUAUAAGCUCGUUUACGUCCUUAGAUGCGAGUCAACUAUUUACCCCGUUAUUCCAUUCUGACCGUAUGGUAGCGAAAUGUUGCCUAUUUCAUUGUUCCGACAGCAUUAGAGCAAAACUAAUGACUUAAUUAUAAACGCAAAGGAAAUUUCCAUAACAUUUUCUAUUUACAAUAUGUAUGCUUGGUAACCUGGCCAGGGACCACUUUUUUGAAAUCAGGGAUCAUUUUACCGAAAUCUGCUAGGCUCUCUCGCUGAAGCGUUCCGCACAGCACGCCCAGGCAUGAAACCUUUAAGACUUAGGGCCUGUUCAUAUGGGCAGAAGUUAUCCCGGUUAGCGAGAAAACUUUUCGACAGGUUUACGAGCGAGAUCUCGCCUUACGAAAAUAAUAUAAAAAGUUACAUUGCGUUCAUAUGAGACGAAAAGUUUUCCCGUGUACCGAGAUCUCGCUUGUUGACAGGCGAGAUCUCGGUGACCGGGAUAAUGUUUUCCCCAUAUGAACACAACUUUCCCGCUUAGCGGGAUAACUUUUUGUCGUGUAAGUGGAAUAAUAUUUCUCCAUAUGAACAGAACAAAAGUAUUUGGCUAGUCGAAAAGUUCUCUCGUUAACCGGGAUAACUUUUGCCCAUAUGAACAAGCCCUUAUUUAAAUAUAUCAAAGUAGCCAAUAGAGAGAGAGCCUGGGACUAGGCUGGAGGCCACCCAUGUGAUAUCGUAUCCAUCGACCCAUGUGAUAUAGUAUCCACGUACCCAUCCCCCCUAAAGGGCAAUGUUGCUCGUGAUCGAGUUGAAGUUGUGUAGCACAAUGCAAUAACUGUCAACAUUGUUUUGAAGGGGGGGAGGACGAGCUCCUGAUGGUAUGAAUUUGCUGAUUUUAUAGAUAAAUAUGCAAGUCUCAAUAUAUUUUGUGAAGGAUUGUAGGUGCUGUGAUUGUAAGCUGCGAACAUAAACUCAUUUUCACUCCACACUCUAAAACAAUUUCCCCACCUGUUCCGUUAGGUUAGAUUGGGGAAUAGAGAUAUAGCGCGUGGCAGCGAGGGGAGUUCUAUUUGUUAACUAAUAUCAAUAUAGUAAUGAUAUUAUAUUGGCUUAAUGUUUACAUAGAUUAGGGAAUGAAUAGAUGGCUCACUCCUUUGAUGUUUUUGACGCUGCCGGCACCCACGCAUGUUCUUGCCAGAGUAAUGGCGGCCUAGCAAGUAACUAUAAUAAAAUGUAUUGUGAAAUUGACAUCGGUGCUACUAAAUCCUGUAUUUUUCCGCUUUCGGGGGGUUUAAUGAAAAAAUAUUUCAGAAUUAUAAAAAUACAGGAUUUAGUAGCACCGAUGUCAAUUUCACAAUACAUUUUAUUACAGUUACUUGCUAGGCCGCCAUUACUCUGGCAAGAACAUGCAUGCGUGGGUGCCGGCAGCGUCAAAAACAUCAAAGGAGUGAGCCAUCUAUUCAUUCCCUAAUCUAUGAUGUUUAGCUAUCGUAAUUAUAUCCCUCAACUUCAUGCAGAUGAUAAAUCGUUAUAAUAAAUUCAUUCAAUAUUAUUAGACAUGAUUAUUUGUUGACGUUGCAGAUAAUCAAUCGUUAUGACAUCAUAUUGAUCCAAGAGAUUCGAGAUUCUGGAGAAGAUGCAAUAAAGAUACUUUUGGAAAAUGUAAACAAGUAAGUCAAGAACAAAAUAUGUUGUUGAUAAAACUCUGUGAAUUCUUACGAGAAAUACACCUAUUUCAACCUCAGUUGCGGAAACAAUUUUAUCGGACAUAUUCGACACCGUCGAAGUCGGCACAAAAUUUGUUUCCUGGUUUUUCUCCCGAAAUUUGGUGUUCAGACCAUCGCAUUAGGAAAUAUUUAAUAUUACUAAUUUGGAGCAUUAUCACAAGUUUAGUGGUGACAAUCUGCAGCUGGUGUUUACCACCCAAGCAUACAAUAUGUCAAUGCUGUUGCGAUGUUCUUGCCAAAUUUUUUUGUUCAGUCAUUUUUAUUAUUUAUUAACUAUGUGUAUUCUCGGUGAAGCUAUCAAAAUUACACAAAACAUGAAAAUUAAAAUAAAACAAAACAGUGCAUCUUCUAAACAGAACAUCUUUUGAACAGAACAUCUUUUCGAAAUCUAUUUUUCAAUAUAUAGGAUUGUACCCCUAUGGAAUCCGACGAUAUAAAAUCCUCUCUUAUACUGUUCAGUCGCUUAAAACUAAACUCAAUUUCUCAUUAUACUGAGAAACUUAAUGCAUGUUUUGAUGUCGAUAGACCAAGGAAUUGGAAAACAUUUUGUUCUAAGUGUCGUUCUUGCAUUUUAAAUUGUUGUUUCUAAAAGUACAUUUUAGCGAAUUUUAUGUACGGAUGUAAUGAUGUGUAAUCUGCGAAUUGGUUAGUUUGAUAGUGUUGUAAUGUUGCAUGUCAGGCAGGACUUAAUUUAGGACUUUAUUUGUCCUGUUGCCUGAGCCUUCAAUGAAUGUUAUAUUAUUGACAUAUUGUAAUAUUAAUAAUAAAAAAUUCACAAGCAUUGACGAAAUCUGGAUAAGAUAUGAACGCAAUUUUUUAUUCUGCAGUUUCGCCAAGAGCAGCGGUUCAAGCGAGUAUGAGAUGAUUGUCAGCGAGAGACUGGGUCGAUCAGUGAGCAAGGAACAAUAUGCAUUUAUCUACAGGUAAAUAAAAUACCUUGAUCAUCUCAUUAUUUAAAAAAAGCGAACGUAUUAACGCAAAAAUUUGUGGCAUUACCCAGGGAUUAAAUUUAAUAUAUGCAUGUUACAUAACUUAAUUCCUGGCGGAGGUAUGUAGUCUUGCAUUUAGUUGCAUCAAAUUAAUAUUAAUUUUUACUUGGACCGCGUUAAUUGGCAUUGCUGUUAAUUGUGUAACAGCAACGAUAAUUAAAGUUUUUUAAUCUUAAUUCGAUGGCAAAGUUGGCAAAUUCUUUAUUGAUUUAGGAAAAGUAUUACAACGAUGAAGGCGAAUUACACAUACGUCGAUAAAAAUGACGAUUUUGAAAGAGAACCUUUUGUUGUUCAUCUCCAUGUUCCCUCAGCAGGUGAGAAUACAAUCGCUUUCCUUUGAAAGGAUUCCGUGAAAAGGAUUAUGUUUUAUAUCAUCCCAAACUGCAUGCGUUCAGCAUAUUAUUGACAUCGGCAUAUGUUCCGAGAAACCCUUUUCCAAAAAGAAAAUUAGAUACAAAAUGCAGAAGCUUUCUGCCCUAUCUGAAACCACCGCGUUCACAAUAGGAAGUUUACGAUCUACGACGCGGCCGUCUCGACGACGCGGUCUAAAUUUCAGCUCAAGAAUGAGCGGUAAGCAAUUUGAUACUGUAAUAAAUAUUUGACGCUUUUUCAAAUAACCUUACAAACUGCUACGGUCGGUUGAAGCGAUGCAAUGUUUGCUGUAAUUUCGACUUUAAGUAACACUCUUGAGUCGCAUUAAGGGAGUUUACGAAUGUAAGACGGCGACGUCAGGACGACGGCUAAACAAACUGUUUGAAAUAAAUGAUUGUAUGAAAAUAUUGUCUUGUAUUUACUUUUGUAUCAAUUUAAAAUAGUUUUGAAAGAGUAAAACAGAGCUUUAACCCUCCGAGCAAUGUUGAUAAACGCUGCUAGAAAAACUACCUGUCACGGCGUGCAAUGCUAGCGUACUAUGCAAGUCGUGAAAAUAUACAUUUUUCCGUUGUCACGAGAGCUUGGACGACGUCUAAAAUUCCUGUUAGACUUUUAAUUAUUAAUUUCUUUUGUAGGAUUCAUGUCAUUGUAUUGAUAGCCGUCGUCCUGACGUCGCCGUCUCACAUUCGUAAACUCCCUAUUAGAGACCUUACGAUUUUAGGACGGCAACGCGACGGCGACGGCCAAAACAAACUCCUUCAAAUAAAUGGUAGUAAAUAUAGUUCGUCGUAUAUCAGAGACCUUACGAUUUUAGAACGGCAACCGCGACGGCGACGGCCAAAACAAACUCCUUCAAAUAAAUGGUAGUCGAUAGUUCGUCGUAUAUUAUCAAUCGUAUGAAUUUAAUACAGUCUUAGAAGUUGAAGACAUGGGUUUUAUGGUUGGGAAGAGUUCUGCUAAACCCCGUUUGAAGUUGCACUUGUUGUGGCUUGGAUAGCCUGCGUGCAGGCCCAAGGGAACUGAUAGUGGGCCUGCAACCAUCACCCCAUGUUUUCGAUUUUCGCCGGCCGAACCGCCGGCUAAAUUCCCAUUGGCUAGCUGAGGCGAUCGGUAAUUAAUUAACCUAGCAUGCAGGCCCAAGGGAACAGUGAUUCAUCACAAAGGCAUAGACAAAGGCUCUCGAUAAGCUUAAAAUUUGAAAAUUGAUUACUUUUCGAUUACAAAUGAACAAGAACAGACUGUUUAUUGUUUACUUGAAGGAAGAUAUGUUUUUGCCGUUAUGCCAAUGGGGAUUGCUUGUCGUGAGGUGUUGGAAUAGCAAAUUACGACUGGGGUAAAGUAUAGUAAGCUUUACUUGAGUUUUAUUAAUUUCAAACAGACUUCAGUUGAUACGUUAUGUGUUCUCACUUCCUCAAGAAAAUUAUCUUUUGGUUGAUGUUGAGAUGCAGUUGCAUGUAAGGACUGUAAGCCUAUUCGAAACACUUUGCGAUUAACAAGGCUUCGCUGAGAGAGCGAAACAGAAGGCGGUAUUAAAUUGCCGUUUGAAACGAAACGAUCUGGACUCGGAACGCUCUCUUCUUUUGUAGAGUUCUUUACCAAAUGAAAUAAAUGAAAUAAAUUUCGUACUUUCCGCCGCCAACAAGAAUUGCACACACGAUCUGAUAAGUGAGACAAUUUAUUUAUAACAAUGCCAAUGGCGACAGCGAAGCACACAUAAUAUAAAUCCUAAUGUGGUCGCACGACUUCCCUCAUGAUUUGAAGUUUGAGACUGGUUUUCUGUUGAAAUUCGUCCUAAUUUGCCUGUUCCGAUUUUAGUUGAAAAUGAGCACUUGCAAAUUUGGCAAUUACUGACUGCGUUGCUUGUUUUUUUGGAGUUAAAACGCAGCCAUUUACACAUUGUUUAUUAGUGUUCUGAAUAAGCAGAGAAAACCCCCCCGCAAAUUUUAAUGCGAGUUUGUUUGUUAAUAUUUGGGUGCUGUCUUUGGUUCUUUUUUGACAAUUGACGCGCGAAUGGGGCGUGUUAUGAAAAGGGGCGUAUUUCAAAAUACCGGGCGAUGGUUGCAGGCCCACUAUCAGUUCCCUUGGGCCUGCACGCAGGCUAUGGCUUGGAAUGCAGCCGUUGUAUCAACACGUGAAAAUCUGUGAUUUGGCGUUGUAAACAGAGCGAGGUCAAUGUCUAAAUUAUUCAUUUAUUGUAAUUACUCAAUUCUUCUCAAUGAUCUAUUGUAUUGGUAGCCGUUGCCGUCGCGGUUGCCGUCCUAAAAUCGUAAGGUCUCUAUUAUCCCCGAGUCGACGGCGCGAAGCGAGGGUACUAAUUCCCCCCGGCUAUUUACACCCGGGGAAACGAAAGCAUUAGCGAAGUCUAAAGUUCAUCAAAUAUCGUGGGCGUGGGUCACCAACCGUGGGUGGUCAUCCUCACUGAUCUCAAAAAUAUGGCGGACUGUCAUGAAUAGCAAACACUGUGAUUGGUCCAAUUUAAAGUUUGCAUUAUAACGACUGCAUGACGACAGCGAAAUAGCAAACAUUUCUUUAUUUGAUGAUUGAUAAAUUUCUUGCAAAUAUAUUUCAUUUUUGCUCGCAUUUUUGCAAGAUUUUGUAAAUUUCAAGAAAGAAAUGGCGAAAGAAUCGGCUAAAAGAAGGGAGCCGACGUUAACGAAGGUAAGUUUGUUUUAAAUAUUGAUUUUAUAAUUGCUUUAAAGCCCGACGGCCUUUGCGUAUAUGAAACAACUAAACAAGACAGCAUAUCAUUUCAGUGUAUCUUUAAUAUUGAUUCCCUUUUUUAUUAUAUUGAAUUUUUUUAAAUAAAAAAGAAAGCAAAGUUAUUUGCAUGCUAGAAUUUGAAAUCAUUUUAUUGCAAACUCAAAGUUUAUCGAUAAAGCCAUUUAAUUAAAGAAUAAAGGCAGUUUAGUUUUAUAAAGAACACUUUAAAACGUUUUGCGUAGCGUUUGUGGUUGGAUUUUACCUUAAAUUGAAGCUUAUAUAUUACGUAUAAUAUCAUACCUAACAUAUAUAUGUUGGGAAAUUGAUAAUUUUGUAAUUAAAAGUGAUAUUAUUAAGCGAUUUUUCAUUUGUAAGAAUAUUCUUAAAAAAAUUUCGUGUUACCAUGACAACUACUUUAGAUACUUCAUGUUCGGGAAAUCAGGCAAUGGUUUUGUCAGCAAGGCGAGGGUUUCUGCAUGCAUGUAUUUUCUAGUCAAUCGUAUGAAUUUAAUACAGUCUUAGAAGUUGAAGACAUGGGUGUUAUGGUUGGUAAGAGUUCUGCUAAACCCAGUUUGAAGUUGUACAUGUUGCGGCUUGGAAUGCAGCCGUUGUAUCAAGACGUGAAAAUCUGUGAUUUGGCUUUGUAAACAGAGCGAGGACAAUGUCUAAAUUAUUCAUAUAUUGUAAUUACUCAAUUCUUUUCAAUAGUCUAUUGUAUUGGUACCCGUUGCCGUCGCGUUGCCGUCCUAUAAUCGUAAGGUCUCUAUUAAGGAGUGCGUCGACGGCGUGCACUGGGCCAGGUUUAGGCGCGUAACUGUUUACCACGCACGUGACACAGAAAUGUAUAGUAAACCAAAGUGCCCGAGGAAAUAAUAAUAAUUACAUUUAUCCAGGAUACCUACUGAGCUAUACAAAUAUUAGUUGUCAAUAUUUAAGGCCCCGUUUACACUAUACGGGAUUGCAUCGGAGCGUAGCGAUUUUCAUACCGGAUUCGGCUGCUGUUUACACUACGCCACAGUAAUCCGGUACGCGACGCGGAGCAAAAAUCACUCCGCUUUGGAGGUGAUAUGAAAAGUAAUCCGGUACGUGCCGGAGCAGUGUAAACAACUUCGGUACAAAAUCGGUUUUGGCGUGUAUGUUUUAACAUUGUCGCCUUUAUUUGCUCGCUUUUACAAUAGUUUAUAGCUGUUGUUUGUUUCGCCUUGCAACCAUUUACUACUUCUGCCGAAUACAAAUAAAGAAAACGAUAAUAACAUUGACUUUUCGCUUUUGAAAGAGCAAAAUUUAAAGAAAUACUCGUCAAUUUUGGAUUAGAGCGAAACGAAGCAACGUCUUGUGGUCAAGCUUUUUAAACAGAGUUAUACUUUACAAAGAAAACGGGUGUUACUUCUUGUUUUUAAUAAAUUUUGGUAUAUUGCACUUGUUUCCAUGGCGACAGUGAAAGACAUGAGCUGGCAACAGAGCGAAGCGGCAUAGUGUAAACACCCUUGUUUUUUACUUCGGAGUAAAAAUUAAUCUGGUAUGAAAAGUAAUCUGGUAUAGUGUAAACGGGGCCAAAAUCGUAUAGAAAUAUAUACAUGCACGGUACAACAAUGAUGAAACGAACAAUUAAUUCAUAAUUCAUAAAUUAUUAAUUUAUAAGUGUGAAACAUGCCUCAAAAGGUGCAAUGGAAUUUAUGACAGAAUUGGAAUCUAUAGUUGAUUAGCGAAAAUAUUUUUACAUCUAUGAAACAGUUUACAUGAGUGGCACAAUGAAGGACAAGCCCCGGCAUCAUAAUAGGACUAAUUUUCACCUCGUGCUUUGCACUUAUUUGCAGACCAGUUAAUUACAGUUGCAAGUACAAGUAGUUUUGGGGUUUUUAUUAAAAUCAUAGUUUAUAGAUUAACUAUGAUUGAACGCAUUAAAGAUAGAUUACAAGGUUUAAGCAUAGUUAAUAGAACUAUGGUUCAAGGGAAGGAUCAAAUAUUACGUUUUUGACGUCAAUAUGAAUGAAUUCAAACCCCUCUUCCACCCUGCCAAAGACGUUGGGCUUUGAUAGAUGGUAAUUCUCCAGAUAGUUUUCGUAAAUUAACAUCAAAUUCUGCGUUGUUUAUAAAGUACACUGUUAGGCCCACAGGCAUAAACGUUUCUCAUAAGAGCUGGGAGACAGCUAUGGGAAUGUUUGCUUUAUGUAUACAAAAAGAAUGUCGUUUAAGUUGAUUCAAGAAUUUGUUUUGAGGUAUUUGAGAGAUUCAGAGUUUUUCAACAUUAGUUUUGACUAUUUUUUAAAUUAAUUCAGUUUGGCAAGCAUAUAUUUCAGGAAAAAAGACCUGACGCCUACGAAUCCCCUUGUGACGAUUUCUAUCGCCGACGUGGGCGCUGCAGUUCACAAUAACCCAAGUCAAUAAAACCCAAUGUACUACAAUUAACAUAAAAGUUUUAAUCCUGUAAUUACUAAGAGUUAUCUAAUUUCCUAAAGUAUUUUUUUAACAAACCCGAGUCCAACAGAGUGUAGCUACGUCUUCUUUCUUCAGCUAGCCCACAGCGCUUAACUUUCCGCGUAGUAUCAAACAUAUAACAGCGUCGUAUCUUGUUUGUGUAGAAUUUUAACGGCUAUGUCUUAUGAACAAAAGCGUGACGAAACUUGCUGACAACCUGAACAUUCUUAAAUCGCUUCGAGGUGGUUUUCUGUCGAUCUCAAAUGAACUUGGGCGUAUAUAGUCAGCGAGCUUCAGUAUACUUCCAACAAAAGCAAGAUAUCUUUCCAAGUUGUUCUUCUCCUGAAGGUCUUCGUCGGUUUUUGAAUGUUUAGGAACUCCUUCCUUGCUUGUCCUGUUUUUUUUUUCUGCUCGCUUCAAACUCUGGGCUCCUUAUAUAAUCCAUUAAUUUACAUAUUCAUAAUAUAUAAUUAUAUACAGCUAUUCUUUUAUCACACCCCUCCAUCCCAAAAGUCAUAUUGACCUCUGUUUGACAGAGACGUGUAUUUACCUUUAGGGGCUGUUUAUAUGGGGCGAGCCAGCCCGGGUUCCCGAACUGGCCCGGUUUAGGCGAGAUGCCGCCAUUGUUAUUAUUAAAUUUCAUUUUGCGUUUAUAUGGGAACUGAGCUGGCCCUCCUAAGCUAGAUCAUGCCUCGACUGACCCGAGAUUUCGGGUGACCUUAUUCUAUUGAAUAUGUUUGAAUAUAUUAUACGAAAGCUUUUCUAUAAGCGCCCCAAAACAUUUACACCGUCACUUUAAUAUUUUUGUUCCUCUUUGAUGCAGCUGUUAGUGAGCUGGUGUUUGUCGCCAUACACACGAAACCAGAUGAUGCAGUGAGGGAAGUUGACAAACUGGUUGAUGUUUAUGAUGACGUAAUUAAAAGAUGGGAAAUAAAGAAUAUCGUUAUUAUGGGUGAUUUCAAUGCAGCUUGUAGCUAUGUUCGAGACACAGAGUGGAAAAACAUACGUCUCGCAAAUGAUAAACGAUUUUGGUGGCUUAUUGACGAUUGCCAAGAUACCACAUUGAAAGGUUCAAGAUGUGCUUAUGACAGGUAUUACCGUGCUACUACCACAGUGAAAGGUUCAAGAUGUGCUUAUGACAUGUAUAUAUUACCAUGCUAUAAUACAUACUACCACAUUGAAAGGUUCAAGAUGUGCUUAUGA